GGGUGCGGCACGCGAUUGGCUGGCGCCGGAACGAUCUCCUCCGGGGUCGGACCUGGGCGGUGUGGACGAGGCCUCGGGCGGCGGCGGUGCAACGGCUCGAGGCAGUGUGAUGGGAGAUCGUGAACAUGGACUUUUCUCGGCUCCACAUGUAUACGCCUCCUCAGUGUGUGCCUGAGAACACUGGCUACACGUAUGCACUCAGUUCAAGUUACUCUUCUGAUGCUUUGGAUUUCGAGACUGAGCACAAACUGGACCCCGUGUUUGAUUCUCCGAGAAUGUCCCGCCGUGGUUUGCACCCGGUCAGCACAGCAUCCGCCACUGCGGGUGGCCAGGCUGGGGCCGCUAAGUCCUGCACCAGCAGCACUGUCACCCUGAGAGAGAGAGUGACCAGAACAGCGAGGCAGCGCGGCAGUGCAGGCAGGCCGGCUCUGAGGGCCCCCCAGGCCUCACGGAGGGUCGCGACUGCUCUGCGGCCCCCUGUGCUGGACGAGUCUCUGAUCCGCGAGCAGACCCGAGUGGACCACUUCUGGGGUCUGGACGACGAUGGAGACCUUAAAGGUGGAAGCAAAGCUGUCAUUCAGGGAAACGGUGACGUGGCAGCAGAGGCCGCCAAGAGCAACGGCUAUACCUGCAGCCGCUGCAGCCUGCUGUCGGAGCGCAAGGACGCGCUGACUGCCGUCCCCGCCGCCUGCGGGGCCGUGUCGAGGGUUUACUCGAGGGACAGGAAUCAGAAACGCGGCGCGUCCUUCUACCUGGAUAGGAUUCUGUGGCUGGUCACGUGCACAUCGUCAUCUUUCUCGUCAUUCUUAGUUCAACUUUUUCGAGUGGUUUUAAUGAAGCGCAAUUAUGAAUCAGAAAAUUACAAAUUGAAAAGUUAUGAAUCAAAAGAUCACGAAUCAGAAAGCUAUAAGUCAAAAAGCCAUGAAUCAAAAGCCCAUUUCGAUCCCUGUGGCCGGAGGAAUGUAAGAGCGUUUCUCAGAGAGGACGGGCACCUCAGUGUGAAUGGGGAGGCACUGUGCGACGACUGUCAGGGGAAGGAACACCUGGAGACGCCCACAGCCGUCCACCCACUGUCGUCGCGGCUGCAGCGGGCGGCAGGGAGCACCGGGAGCGCCGGUUCUCAUGCAGGUCACUUCCUGAUGCAAACGCUGCGCAGGAUUGGAGCCGUAGGAUGGUGUGUGUCGGAGAAGCUGUUGUCGGCUCUUUGCUUGGCCAUGGUGGCUCCAGGGAAGGCGGCCUCUGCGACGUUCUGGCUGCUAGGGAGUGGGUGGUACCAGUUUGUGACUUGGAUUUCCUGGCUGAACGUUUUUCUUCUUACAAGGUGCCUUCGAAAUAUUUGCAAGUUUUUAAUCUUGCUCAUUCUACUAUUACUUUUACUAGGUGCAGGCCUUUCGUUAUGGGGCCAGGCUGACCUCCUUUCUUUCCUACCUGUGGUAAACUGGACACGUGUGGACAUAGCACAGAGGGUCGAUGAUCGCAUGGACACGCUCACCCCUGGGCCCCUGAGCCCGCCUCUGCAGAGUGGCGACGAGGCUAUUCGCUGGCGUGAGAUGAGUGAAGUACAAAGGCAGGUGGCGUCUCUGUCUGGACAGUGUUGGAGCCAUGACGAGAAGCUUAGAGAACUGGCGGCUUCGCUUCAGAAACUGCAGGCACAGGUGGACCAAAUGGACGGCGACCGUGGAGGGAUGUCACCCUUGGCUACAGACGUGGGAGGGCCGCACUUAAAGGACGUGAAUGCUGACGGACCGGUGGGCUCUCAGCGUGAACUGCGCAUCUCAAACUUGGAAGACGCUCUUGGAAAGCUGAUGGAAAAGUAUGAGGCCGUCCAGAGGGAGCUAGAGCAGACCACGCUCAGGACAGCGAGCGGAGCCGAGGACGGGCAGCGCCUCCUGUCUGCGGUGAAGGUGCUGGAGCUGGAGCUGGGCCACCUGAGGUCAGAACUGUCCCAGCACCUGGAAGGCGGCUGUGACAAGGUGGAUGCUGCCGUGCGUGACAGAGUAGACGCCCAGGUCAGAGAAACUGUCCAGCUCCUACUUUCUGACGACCCGCAGGCCGUGUCCCUUGAGUGGCUGUUCGACAAGCUUUCGUCUCGCUUUGUCAGCAAGGACAAUCUGCAGGUCCUACUACGCGACCUAGAGCUGCAGAUACUGAAGAACAUCAGCCACCACGUGUCUGUGACGAAACAGCUGUCAGCUCGGGAGGCAGUGGUGUCUGCUGUGAAUGAGGCAGGGGUUUCUGGAAUCACAGAGGCGCAAGCGCACGUCAUCAUAAACAACGCCCUGAAGCUGUACUCCCAGGACAAGACUGGCAUGGUGGACUUUGCCCUGGAGUCUGGUGGUGGCAGUAUCCUGAGCACGCGCUGUUCGGAGACCUACGAGACCAAGACGGCACUCAUCAGCCUGUUUGGGAUCCCGCUGUGGUACUUCUCCCAGUCGCCCCGCGUUGUGAUCCAGGUAAGCGGCAGGGUGGGGGCCCACGGUGCCUGGUGCACUGGCGCAGCCCCAGCAGCCCUCAGGGCAGGCGCGGCGUGCAGCAGAGGCGCCGCUUCCCUGUCAGGACCAAGGGAGGCAGUCCUCGUGCGCUCAGUGACCAUGUGGUUUUGCUUUCAGGGCCUGGAGAGCGAGUAUGAGGAGGAAGGGCAGCUGCUGGGCCAGUUCACCUACGAUCAGGAAGGGGAGUCCCUGCAGAUGUUCCACGUGCCGAAAAGACCUGAACGAGCAUUCCAAAUAGUGGAACUUCGCAUUUUUUCUAACUGGGGCCAUCCCGAAUACACGUGUCUCUAUCGGUUCAGAGUACACGGAGAGCCCAUCAAGUAAAGAUGGGCCACGCCGUUCUUGUACAUUUUGUAUAUACUGGGACAGACCGAAACACUGGAUCCUUCCUGAAGGGGCUGAGGGAGUCUCGGCAUCACGUCGUCUGUAAAUAAUCGUCAGUCAGUGCGGGCAGCAGGACCGGGACAGGAAGCAGGCAGCACUGGCCACCGGCAGAACCGUGCCGAGUGCCUGGUGUACAGACGUGCGUGGCCAGAGGCCGUCUCGGAAACGCACCUGAAUGUAUGGUUCAAAGACACCUACUUUGUUUUGGGGGGGGGGUUGUGUUUAAACAUAAAGCUCUUUAUAUUUGUAUUUUCUUGAUGUCAGGAACAAAGCAAAUGAAGUUACAAGGUUUGAAGUGUUCUUGACGCUUUCAGUGUGGCCCCUUUGAAGGACUUCUGGGGGCAAACAUGUUUUAUCUUUUCAGUCCAGCACACAUUUCUUUCAGGGAGAAACCGUGUCACCAAAUUUUAAAGCUCUGAACUCUUUCCCUUAGGGUAGGGCUUUUCCUUUAUUCAGUACCGGCAUUUACUGGAAGUCACCAGGUGGGAACAAGACUAAAAUGGGUUUUUCUGCUAGUUUGCUCUACUUCUUAGAAAGAUUUUCAGAGUCUGGAGUCGGCGUGCUAAUUUCCAUUCAGGAACACGGGAGAGUAUUGUUUUGUUGUAGGUUGAAGUGGGUCUGAUUGGAAAGGGGACGGUCUGGAUCGAAGCCGGCACAUAGAGUUCUCAGGUCUCCUCCACGAGGCUCGUCCCAUUGGGAUCACCCUGGAGUUUUCACCUCUCACUACAAAUAGGAACCAAGAAAUCCAGCCUUUUGGGUGUUUUCAGGUUUCCCUUUGGAUUUUGCUGACAAGCAAGCACUAACGUGCUCCCAGUCUCACGGCGGCUACGCUGUCAUCAUCCCACGGACGGUAUCAGGAGGCGGCAGCGAGGUCAGGUCCCCAGGCCAGGGCGUCCUACAGCAGCACGUCCUGCUGCCUCUGGUUGGCACCUGCCUUCCGUGCGGCCAUCGGCCAUUGGCACUUAAUUCCUGUGACUCUCAUUUUGGUUAUAAUUAAUAUUUAAUAUUGAGAUUGUUUUACUGAGCAGACUUUAUAAAUGAGAUAUCCACGAGGCACUGAAAAUGUUAUGGAUGUUUUAACCUUAAAAUUAUUUAAGUUUUAUUGGGUUAAGACAGCUUCUUGGUGUACCAUGAAUGUUGUAUUUUCAGAAAAAGAAAAAAUGACAGUGCUGACUGGUUUUCUGAAGUUUUACGUAUAUUGCACAACAGUCCUCAAAUACACAAAAACUACAUAAAGUAGCAUUUUUUUCACUCUAGAAUUGAAACUAAUGCCUAUGCAGUUAAGUUGGAUACAGUGUACACAGAUGUUUCAUAUAUUACAGGAUAAAUGUAUAAAUCAAAAUUUCCUGUGUAAAACAAUUUGGGAGUUGGGUUGGAAAUAUUUUGAAUAUUAAUUUAUUUUUAAAGAUGCAAGAUAGGACUUUGUGCAAUGUAUUUUUGUAAAUGCUUUUCAAAAUAUUUGUCUUUGGUAGUGCUUCUUUUGCUGCCACCAAAUUGAUAAGAUGCUAUUGAAAUGUUUAAAUAAAGAGUUUUAAUUUUUAAAAUGCAUGUGCUAUUUCAGAUGAGUAAUAAACAGUAUAUUUCUUUUC
Hipposideros armiger (great roundleaf bat) is the source of this 4465-nucleotide messenger RNA. It is a transcript of the gene SUN1, whose product is annotated as Sad1 and UNC84 domain containing 1. Lineage: Eukaryota; Metazoa; Chordata; Mammalia; Chiroptera; Hipposideridae. The transcript has 22 exons. Gene Ontology annotation, cellular component: meiotic nuclear membrane microtubule tethering complex; nuclear envelope. The record is from RefSeq and is a predicted model, not a curated record. Gene Ontology annotation, molecular function: protein-membrane adaptor activity. The coding region runs from base 126 to 2816 and encodes 896 amino acids.